Molecule: messenger RNA, 3354 nt
Organism: Polyodon spathula (Mississippi paddlefish)
Lineage: Eukaryota; Metazoa; Chordata; Actinopteri; Acipenseriformes; Polyodontidae
Product: nuclear receptor-binding factor 2-like
Exons: 4
Coding region: 204-1061 (285 amino acids)
Biological process (GO): autophagy
Source: RefSeq, a predicted model, not a curated record
GGAAGGAAGGAGGCUCGGCGACGUCACCGUGCUGUGUAGCUGAUGGUGGAGAAGUUGCUGUGUGUUUAUCUACACUUAUCACUAUAAUCCCGUAAUACGAGGCGGACUCUUCCCGAGGAGUAACUGGCAGGUACAGAUGACCAUCUCCAGGACAAAGGUGUGCCUCCCAUGCGGCUACCAGGCGUGAAGACUGUUUAAAACCGAUGGAGGUGAUGGAAAGUCCUCUGAAUCUCGCUCAUCAACAGAGCAGGAAGGCAGACCGGUUGUUGGCAGCUGGGAAGUAUGAAGAAGCCAUCGCUUGCCAUAAGAAAGCUCAAGAUUUGCUGAAUGAAGCCAUGAAGCUGACGCAGUCUGAGCAGGCUCACUUGUCACUGGAAUUACAAAGGGACAGUCAUAUCAGACAGCAGCGACUGAUUGAAGAGAAGUGGAAACGGGCCAAAAGAGAAGGGAAGAGAGUCCAUAAUCACACCCUAACCCCAGCAGACAGAGAUGUAGCUGCAUAUCCCCUGUGUUCUCCAAAACCCUCCUUGACAGAAACGGACGGUGGCCACAAAGCCCUGGGCUCAGCUCUGGAGCGGUUCGGACCUGUGGAGCGUGAGUACGACACUUGGCUGUACUUACUCAAGAACAAAGGGGCUGCUUUGGAGACCUGCACAGGGAGCAAAGCCCUCAAGGAUGACAAGACUAGACUAGAAGAACAAGAGACUGCCAUCGCCGAUCUGAAAAAGCUGGUGGACUUCCUUCUAGCUGAAAACGAGAAAGUUACACAGGAGAACCAGCAGCUCAAAGCUGAAAAUGCAAGGCUGAAAAAAGCCCCACUAGAGAAGGAGCCCUAUGCUGAUACUGACUUUGUAGAGAAGUCUGAGCUGUGGGGACUGCCUCAGCCCUCUGACGACAGGAAGGCAAAGGACAUUCCAAUACCUAAUCUUCCUCCUCUAGAAAUGCCCAGUCAAGACAUUUCACUGGAUGAUCUCCCUCCUUUAGAGCUUCCGGAAGACAUUCAGACUGAACUUCAAGAGCUAAUGAACAUGAAGAGUGCCAGGGACAAACUAGCACAGUAAAGACAAGAAAAAGGGUUUUCGGUGCUCAAAGCCCAAUGUUCAGAGUUCAGUGGCUACCCUGCAGAUUGUUUGACACAAUCAAGCAUAAUUUUUACAGUACUCCAUUAAUUGAAUACUCUAAAUUUACUGCAGCUGUACUGGUUAAAAUCUUAGAGGGAUAUGUGCCUUUGCUAAGAAAAAAGCUUGUGUGGCUGUCUUGUAGAAUUCUAGAUGUGAAUCCCAAGCGGACAUUCCAUCGGGCUUGCAGUGGGUGAAACCUGGAGUCACAUUAUACCCUUGUCCUGUGAAAGCAUAGUUCCCUACUGAUGUUCUAAGAAAAUGAAAAGGUGUGCUGUUCGGGUUAUGUGCAUGUUUGGGGAGCAGAAGUAAGGGUGUUGUGGGUGGGGGUUGUGAAAGAAGAGUCUGUUUCUGAUAUUCCUUUUACUUCCUUCUAAAUGUACUGGUUGCUACAUUUACACAGAUGUAUCAGUGACUGAAAUUGGUUAUGCCACGUAAUUAAAUGAGGUAACUGGAAUUUGUAGUAAGCCCCUCUGUGAUUAGGGUUGCCAACUUUCCAUUUUUACAAAAUUAGCAAUGCCAGCAUAGCGGUCCCACAAAACCUGAGAUUGCGAGUGAAGUGAUCUGGGAUGGGGCUGUAUGCGAUUUUUUUAAAAUAUAAAUGCUCAGUAAUCAUAUCCUGCUAAGCUGUGAAUGGAAAAAAUAACACAGAAUAGAUUUCAGUGUAGUUAUUAAAUUUAAUGGACCGAUAAUAAAAACAAACAAGAAAAUAAAUAAAAAUAAUUUUGCUCAGUGGAGCGUUGAGAGGACUGGCUGAGAGUGGAAAUACCCAAACAGCAAUGAACAGUGAGUAAGCAAGAUUUGCAAGAACUGGACUUUUACUGUCCGGUCAGUAGUUCAGACUGGACACUGUACAAAUUCCUUUAACACCAGAUAGUUGGCAACCCUAUAUUUGAUGCAGCACUACAGUAAUCUCUUAGUGGCCUGGAAUUUAUUAAUGAGGUGAUCUUGUGUUGGUUUAAAUAAACACUUAGAGGUCCCAACAUCUAACGAUGUACUGUAAUUAAAAUUCACCUCUUAUAAUAUAAUCUAAUAACCCAUGCUGCAAUAAAAGCCCUUUUAUACUGUGAUAUGUAAAAGUAGCCUUGGGCCCUUUGAAUGCCUUGAUUAAACUAUAGUAGCAUUCUUUACUUUAAAAUCAUAAUUUGUAUCGCCAGCUGAGGAUCCUUCCCAGCUCAACGAUAUUGGGAGCUUGGUGUCUGUUCAUAUGUCAUGCUUCAGAGUAUUGCUAGUGAAUCCAGAGAACCUUUUAUUCAGUUGUAAAAAUUGCUAGUAGCAUUCUUUAGCACAGGUUAUUGAUUGUAUCAGAAUAUUGAGGCAAGGGACAGUUGUCUGUCUGCAUGUCACACAUUUUUACUUAUAUUGAGCGUGUAUUCAAUUGUUGUGACACUUUGUUUGGACAUUAUUUUGCACAAGUAACACAAAUGGGGUAUAUGAAGGCGUAACAUUUGCAUUAAAUACAGUGGAUGUACAGUAGGCAAAGGGGAUCCACUUUCAUGUUAACAAGGGCUCGGAUUUUGUAUUUACAGCUACAGUGGGGUUGUGAUAUUAAUAAUGAAUCCUGUGGCAUUGGUGAAAAUGUAGCUGAGAUCAAUAGCAGCAAUUUAUAAGCCUUCCUGUCAAUACUGCAAGUUACUGGCUUAUGUGAAAGGCGUAUCCAGUACCUAUAUAUAUUUAUAUAUAUAUAUAUAUAUAUAUAUAUAUAUAUAAUAUAUAUAUAUAUAUAGAUAUAUAGUCACUAAGUUAAUUUGUACUGUAAUCAGUCAGCUACUGAACACAAGUAAUGUUUAUACCACAAAAACCUACUCUUUCAGGUAACUGCAUUUUAAUAUGCAUAAUCAUCCAGAAGUACAACUAUAUCAGGGUGCAUUUCUAAUUGUAAGCACUAAUCUGGAACUUGUGCCACAUAUUUGAGCUCUUAAUGUGAUGCAACUGAUUGAGCCAGUUGUACGAAUGGCUUAUAUUUAUGUUUUAUAAAGAGGGAACCAAAUCAGCAAUGUUUUAAUAUCAAUGAUUGGUUUACAUAACAAAGUAAUCAGGGUACAUCAGAUUGUUUUUUUGUUUUUUUGUAUUAUUGCUUGAUAUAAAUCUAACAAAGAUCUGUGUGCUGUAAAUUAAAAAAAAAAAAACACAAACAAAAAAACAACAAUAUGUAUCUUGUUUUGGUGAUGCAUGAAUGAAUAAAUGCUAGUUGUAAGUGUAUGAUCUUUAAGAAUAAAGAAUUAAUUUAUUUAAA